UUACACAGUCGGCACGCUACAUCAUCACUCGCCAGAGCUUGGCUUCAAACGUUUUUUAAAGAGAGAGAUUUAAUCCACAAAUUUUUCCAGUCAGGAACCUGGUUCAGACGGCGACACAAAAACAGGGACUAAUAUGAGGAUUAAGCUAAAAAAAAAAUUAAUACUCAUUAUUAUUUGUCAUGCUUUGGAAUGGAUACAACAAUGGACAUUAUCAGUUGAUGCUCGGGAGGACGGACCUGCAUUGCCGUCAAUAGACACAGCAAUGCGCUCAAACGCGGCGGUGACAAAGACGGCGACGGCAAUGAAGAAGAAGGAAGGGAUGCAAACUCCAGAGACCAAGUUCCAGUUCAACCUCAAUUCCUGUUCCAAGUCCAAAGACUUAACCGCCGCAAUCUCCCUCUACGACGACGCCGUUUCCAACAACACCCGCAUCACCCACCACCACUUCAACACCCUCCUCUACCUCUGUUCCCACGCCGUCGUCGCCGCCGCCGACCCCUUGCUCAAGGACCUCGCCUUAGACUACGGCUUCCGCAUAUUCAACCACAUGUCCGCCCUCGGCAUCACCCCCAACGAGGCCUCCAUUGCCACCGUCGCCAGGCUCGCCGCGGCCAAGGGCGACGCUAGUUACGCCUUCGACCUCGCGAAGAACGUCGGAAAUUACAGCGUCGCCCCGAGGCUGCGGACCUAUGACCCCGCGCUGUUUUGCUUCUGCGAAAGGCUUGAUGCCGAUAUGGCGUACGAGGUGGAGGAGCACAUGAAGGGAGUUGGGGUUGUUUUGGAGGAACCGGAGCUCGCCGCGCUUUUGAAGGUGAGCGCGAAGAGGGGGAGAGGGGAGAAGGUUUAUGAGUACCUGCACAAGCUCAGGAGUGCGGUGAGGUGCGUCGGGGAAUCGACGGCGGUGGUUAUUGAGGAGUGGUUUCGGGGCGGCGAGGCGCGAGGGGUUGGUGAUGCGGCGGGUUUGGAUGGUGGGAGGGUGAGAGAGGGGGUUUUGCGGAAUGGGGGAGGGUGGCAUGGUCUUGGGUGGGUUGGGAAGGGUGAUUGGGUUGUUUGCAGGACGAGUGUUGAUGAUGAUGGUGGAGUUUGUGGCGGCUGCGGCGAGCGAUUGGCUUGUGUGGAUAUUGAUGAUGAGGAGGUGGAGAAGUUUGGCAAGUCUAUUGCUGCCUUGGCUGUGGGACGAGAGGUCAAGGCAAAUUUCAGUGAAUUUCAGGCAUGGCUUGAAAAGCACACCCAUUAUGAAGCUAUUGUGGAUGGUGCCAAUGUUGGGCUCUACCAGUAAAAUUUUGCGGACGGUGGAUUUAGCACUUGUCAGCUUGACGGUGUUGUGAAAGAGCUGUACAGUUGAAGAUGACGACUUUCAAGGUUGCUGGCGGGUAUGAAGAUGGUUCACAAGAUGAACAGCUGCAACCUGUCUCGUGGUUAUUGAUUGAGCUUCUAACACUUGCAAUGAUUUUCAACCAAUUGGAAAGACUCCUGUUUGGGUAUCAUUAGGCAUAACUUACAGUAGGUCAUUAUAGCAACUUUUGAUCCUUGUAAUGGACAUUAUUAUAUGGAAAAAGGCUUUGGUGAUAUUUUAAUACCAGGCCUAUUUCUUAACACCCCUCACCCAAACCCACAAACACAGAUUUUACACUGUUUGAUUCAGUGUUGUAAUUAUAUAGUAAUUGGUUUUUUAUGUGGAGGUCUCAGACAUGGUUGCAAAUAAGUGGUAGCUUUUAGUUUAAUUGCAGCCUCGUUUGUGACUGAUAAAUACACAGCAUUUCCUUUUUUUUUGGAUAAGCCAAUCAAUACAGUACCAAAUAUU
This is a messenger RNA of Lotus japonicus, 1804 nucleotides long. Its product is annotated as proteinaceous RNase P 2-like. The transcript is spliced from 3 exons. Gene Ontology annotation, molecular function: protein binding; ribonuclease P activity. The record is from RefSeq and is a predicted model, not a curated record. Gene Ontology annotation, biological process: tRNA 5'-leader removal. NCBI's taxonomy places the organism in Eukaryota, Viridiplantae, Streptophyta, Magnoliopsida, Fabales, Fabaceae. The coding region runs from base 134 to 1279 and encodes 381 amino acids.